UCUUGUGUUUGUUUAUCAACAGGUAUUGCGCGAUCGUGGAUCGCGACGUUUGCUAUCCACAUCCACAGCCAGAUCCACCACGCACAGCGAAUCCGUGCCUACCUCCGCGCUAUCAAUCGUUGACGAAUUCUUACCUGGCCCGGACAAACAAAUUGCCACAUAGAAGAAAAAUAGACAAAGUCCUCAGCACGGCGGGAACAGCGGAGCGACGCGCCUCGCUGCUCGUCUUAUAACGCGAACAUUGUACGCCCGCGAGUUUAGUGCGAUUAGAACAGCCGAUCGCGGUGGAUCGCGUGUCUUGUUUGUCAUAGUUACUUGCUGACUGUUCUAUCUAAUCAUCUGUUUCAAUAUUGAAGCGGCAGGCAGACGCUCAGCUUAGCUUCGUUUAGUCGUACUGACCAGUCGAUUCAAUCGCGGGAAACCAACGGAAACCAACCUUCAGCGUGGAAAUCAUCAAGCAACUGUGAUUUAAGCCUCUCGCAGAAUAGUCGCGCUAAUUUAAAGCUUUAAGCCCUUUUCGGAAAUACCAACGAACUUUGAAUGCAGUUGAUCCAGCCGGCCGACCGAUGCGCAAGUAGAGCCCGCCGCCGCACGCAUUGAACACCGCAACCCAGUUCGCAAUCAAAUCUCUUCGCCAAGGCAGUCCAGAGGAGCUGAGGAAGCGUCGCCGUCAUGAAGCCCUUCGGCAUUGUUUAUUUAACGAUGCUAUGCAUCACCAUGAUUCAAAGUCUACCGUCAAUGCGGGACAGCCUAACUAACCCGGUGCAUGUGCGUGAGGGCGACGAUGCCGUCAUCACGUGCGUCGUCAAGGAGAUUGGCAAGAACACAGUGAUGUGGAAGAAGGAAGACAAGGAGCGUCACAGUACCAGGGUACUCACCGCAGGUGACAAAAGCGUCACCGCUGACAAGCGCUUCAUGGUGCUACACGAUCCAGUACCGCAAGGAUCCGAGGAAAUGAAAGAAGUUCCGGUUGGUGGAGACGUUUGGGUGCUUGUCAUAAAGAAGUCGAAACCUACCGACUCAGGCGUGUACGUAUGCGAAGUAAACAGUAAUCCAAUCGUACGGUCAUUCCACAAGCUCAGUGUAACAACGAAAGCCUUACCGCCACCAGAAAACUUUACUGAAUCUAUUGACGCUGCCAAAUCUCAACUCAAUCCAAGAGCGCACAAUUACACGGAUUGCUGCAAUUCAAGGAACGUAUCGCAGGCGUGCCUAGGCUUUUGCAACAUUCAAAGUAUCCUUGAAGGAAGCACGGGCCAAGAUCCGGAAAAUUGCGAAACGGAUUUCCCUAGUAUUGUUCGCUGCAUGGCGGACGGAAGGAACCACGUGCCGUGUUGCAUUCAAGAACGAGUCCCAGAUAUUUGUCAGGACGUCUGUAGAGGCGAGUACACCCCAAUCACCGACAAUAUUAAAACGCAUUUUUCAUGUUCGGCGUAUACCGAGCAAACAUUGGCUUGUAUUGUGGAGGGUGUUGAAUUACUCCCAAGUCCACCUGCAAUUGUAGAUGUAGAAGCCCUCACCGAAAAAUCUCUCAAAGUAUCUUGGAGCAUGCCAGAAACGAAUGCCGAAAGUAUCACCGAAUUUUCCGUGAAUGUAACUUCACUGCGAAGUUUUGAUCAGCACCUUCUCGAUCCAAAUGAAGCAAACCGCACCGAAUUUGAAUAUAUGCAAACCCACAUGGUGCAGGUGAACGUGGCUGGUAACCAAAAUUUUACCAUUCUGAAUGACCUUACCCCGUUCACUAUGUACGAAGUGACUGUCACGAGCAUCAACCCACAUGGUACUAGUUUACCUACGAGUCGUGUGCGCAGCUUGACGCUCACGCUGGGUAAUAUAAAGCCUACGGUCGGCGAGUCGCCCAAAUUACCGGACAUCAGGGCAUGCUGCGCCAAUAAAGGCAUUGGUCAUAAAACUUGCUUGAACAAACUCUGUGAUCCUGCAAUGGCCGCAGUUGCCGAAAUUACUGACUUGAUGAUUUGCGCGCCAUGGGCAGCAGAUACAUUCAGUUGUUUGACAAAUGGGAUCGACCACACGCCAUGUUGUCGCGCACGAGGUCUGCCAGAAAUCUGCCAGUUGCUUUGCACUGGAAACGUCACCAGCAUCGAUUUUAAUUAUUUCAAGUGUUUGCGCUAUAUGGGCGAGUACACAAAUUGCUUGCUGCAGGGUUACGGUGUAUUACCCAGUUCGCCUAGCCACGUGCACGUGACCAACAUCGAUGUCGACUUUGCAAUUUUGCAUUGGUCUUCGCCAAAGACACUCGGAGACACGGUGGUGAAUUACAACCUGCACUACCGAAUGCUGACUACCUAUGACACGGAUUACAAGACAAUUUCCGGGGUGCAUAGCCCGCACGUGCUCGAGGGACUCGCCAGCGACACCAACUAUGAAUUCUAUGUGGAAGCUGUAAACACGCACGGCGUUGGUGAACCGAGCGCGCGUUUCAAUUUCCGAACCAGCAGCAAGAUUUAUGAAGAGCAAGUCGAAGAAGCAAGUAAUUACAACGUGACGGGAUGCUGCGUGGCGGCGGAACUCAGCAGUGUAUGCAUGCCGCUGUGUUCGUAUGAUGCAAAAAUGAGCGACAUCAAACAAUUGGCACGUGUCUGUGCGGUUGAAUUUCACAAAUUGUUGCGUUGUGGGGCCGGUGGCCGCAAUCACGGCGCGUGCUGUAGCCGCCGUGGUGUUCCCAACGAAUGUAUCUCUAUCUGUAACGGCGUGAUUGUCGACAACUUACCUAUAACAGCAACUACAUGCAUACCCUAUAUUGGUAACAUUGCUCAAUGUUUUGAAGAAGGUACUGAUUUACUACCUGGCCCCGUCGACGAUCUUCACGCCGUUAUUUCUGGUGAAGACUCUGUUCUCGUAGAGUGGGAACCACCCGGGGAGAGCAACAACAUCACCGAUUACGUCGUCUACUAUCAGAAAACAACUAACUCAACACCCUUAUACAACAAGUUGCUUCAAUCAAAUAUGCAAGUAAAUACAACGGGCACUUCCACUAUUCUGACGAAUCUGGACAAAGGCGCAAAUUAUCAUAUAUUUGUGGUCGCCAGAAACCCCCACGGAACAUCUCUGCCUUCCUCUAUCGUCAUGCUAAACAUAAGCAAAGAUGUGGACAUGGCGCAAGGAGUUACGUCACCGCCGCAUUCUCUGGCAGUAUCUAGUCACAGCGCCACGUGGGUAACCAUCACUUGGCAACCACCAGAGUUUAGUCAUCCCUCGGAAUUGAUUACUUAUCAAUUGUAUCAGAAACCCAUGGCAAACACCACUUACCUAAUCACCAACACAACCGUAACGUCGCACAUGAUUGAGAAACUUACGCCCAACACACAAUAUAUUGUUUAUGUGAGGGCUAUCUCGAAGAAAGGUCCUAGUAUGCCAUCAGAAACGUUAAUUGCUUGGACAGACCCAGCCUACCCGGCUUUUGUUGAGCCGCCAACAGUUCAUCCUAUUAAUCUAGUCAUUGAAGGGAGCAGCAUGACAAUCCUUUGUAUCGCAAUGGGCCGUCCUAUGCCCACUAUAUCUCUGUACAUAUCUGGUCGGCUCGUACGCCAAGAGAUAACAAGACAUAUGGUCACUGUCAUCCACAAUGUGACGAAGGACAUGGCCCACAUCUCUUGUUACGCCGACAAUGGCUAUGGAACUCCGAUGCAGGCGUCGAGGAAAAUUAAGAUUAGCUAUGGACCUCACAUCAAACCUGGUGGGAUAACAAUGGCUACUUUGGGAGAUUCCAUUUCUUUGGAGUGCAGGGUUGAUUCCCACCCCGAACCGAAAAUGAUUUUUUGGCGAAAUCAUGAAGAACGCACACCCGUUAUUCAAGGUGGAAAAUAUGACAUCGCUUUCCGACGCAUGCACGAUGAAGAAGAUAAAUACGUUAUGAAUCUUACUAUUCACAAUAUUGAAGCGAUGGAUGUCGGAGACUAUUACUGUCACGCUGAGAAUGCGUUUGGUCGUGACACUAGGCCAGUAUCAGUUAGAAUCCGCGGCUCCAAUACCAAGACCAGUGGUAACAUUAUGCAAUGUUGCGUACACAACAAUGUCUCUUCGGCAUGCAUGGAUGCCUGCAGCUUUUUCCUUGACAUUGACGCCGUCAUCGAUAAACCGGAUUGUAUCAAUGAUUUCGACAAAUUGAUGAAAUGCGCCGCUGAUGGUUCCGAUCACCGAGGUUGCUGCGUCCACUGGGGUGUCCCAAGGAGAUGUCUCGACUGGUGUCGUGGUGAAUCUCUCGAUAAUAAUACGAGUAAAGACUGCCUCCUAAGCCACACCAAGCACAUUAUGAGUUGUUUCCACGACGGUCGCUCUAAGCUACCAGGACCUCCAAUCAAUGUGCGGGUCGAGGCCGCAGAUACAAAUAGUGUGCGUAUAGCGUGGGACCUGCCUGAAAAGAACCCUCAGACAGUGGAGAUGUAUCGUGUUUUCUGGCACGUCGUUGGCACUGACCAAAAAACAGCAAUGAAAAAUGAUACGCGGAAUAUGUAUAUUGUGCUGUCAGAUCUUCAAGACGGCGUGACAUACGACUGCGUCGUAAAAGCGGGUAAUCAUAAGGGUACUUCUGUGCUCACCCGUCCCAUUCGAUUUACAAUGGGUGAUAAGUAUAUUACAUCCGCGACCAGCGGCACGUCGGGGUCCAAUAUUGGAGCGGCGGUGGCAAUUAUUCUGGCGCUCAUCUUUGUCGCCGCAGUUUUUGUUGGAACAGUCUGGUUGAUCCGCACCAAGAAGAUGCUAGGUGUUAAAAAUCAGGGAGGCGUUGCAUUUGAGAAUCCAAGUUACCUCCGGGAGGUUAAUAUGGAUCACGUACAGGGUCCCGCACUACAAAACGACUCUACGUCGAAUGGCGUUGCGGUCGCGGUGUCAGCUACUUCGGGAGGCGCAGGAUGGAAACAGGAGUCAUUGCACGUGCCCGCACAGCAAGAAGUCAAUCCCACGCUUUACGAAGAAUUAAAAUUGGGUCAAGAUGGCGCCGGUUUCAAGCGACUGAAGCCUUAGUAUAAGGUGAUUACGUACGACGCGGGUGCAGAGUCACACUUCUAGCCUAGAGAAUCUAUCAUAAAUUUCGACGUAGGGCAGUUGCAGAACCAGAAAAUACAAAUAAUACCCAUAGUAAUAAGCAGAUAAGCACUUAUUUGCAACAUGUGAUUAUUGUUAAAUGUAAAAGUCUAAGUGUUAGUUUUAACAAGUUUGAUGGACACAAUGGAUCUUUGCGGGUCGACGGUUGUGGCCAGUUUUUGAACAGUCGAUUAUUUACUACAAUUAUUUGGUUGCGUUUUAAAUUUUGAGGUGCUCAACACGGUUAAGUAGGUGAAACAUACAUGUUUUAGAAUAACUGUCUAACGUUAGUCUAGUCAGUUAAUUUUAUACAAAGUAAACGGUGAAACUGCACAUGUCUCUUUGUAGAUGAGGAAUUAGUCGGGUGCGUUUAAAAACUGUGCACAGAAUCAACAUGAUGCACGUGCAAUUGUAAAUGAAUCGUAACAUAAUCAUAAGUAAUUUAUACAACACAAUGUCUCGAACCUAUAUGCGUGUAUGACUUAUCGAAAUGCACGCAAUUAUUUGUGCCUUCAUUCUGAACAUUAUUGUAUAAUUUAAGGAAAUUGUAGGUAACAGUACUGGUCAUGAUUGACGCAGUCUUUCUUAUAAAUGAUUUUAAUCACUUGUAUAACAAUGUAGUACAAUAAACGUUAGGUUUAGUGUUACCCAUGUCGGCUUAUUCACACUGAAAUAAAAUACUACAAGAGGAGAAAUUGUA
This is a messenger RNA of Dalotia coriaria, 5743 nucleotides long. RefSeq names its product Ig-like and fibronectin type-III domain-containing protein 1. Gene Ontology annotation, biological process: cell-cell adhesion. Lineage: Eukaryota; Metazoa; Arthropoda; Insecta; Coleoptera; Staphylinidae. The transcript is spliced from 13 exons. Bases 673 to 4983 code for a protein of 1436 amino acids. Gene Ontology annotation, molecular function: protein binding. The record is from RefSeq and is a predicted model, not a curated record.